CGGGGCCGCGGGGGGGGACAUGGCGGCGGUGGGCGGAUGGAAGCGCUGAUGACUGUCAGGAAACUCGCCUCCAUCUGUACCAUGGGCGCCAAUGCCUCCGCAUUGGAGAAAGAGAUUGGGCCAGAACAGUUUCCCGUAAACGAACAUUACUUUGGCUUAGUCAAUGAUGGAUCUUUCUCAUCCUAUAAUGGCAGCCUCCUCGACCACAUGGCGAGAUUUCAGACAGCUCGGAGUAGCACACCAGAGCAGUCUGUCCGCUCCUCCGCAUUCGCUUGUGCAGUUACGUGUGGAGUAUGGGGCCUGGGACUGCUCGCAGUGCCAGUUCGGCAAUACCUGCUACUGCAAUUCGGUUUUGCAAGCGCUUUACUUCUGCCGUCCGUUUCGGGAAAAGGUUCUGGCCUACAAGGUACAGCCCAGGAAGAAGGAAAGCCUGCUGACCUGCCUGUCCGACCUCUUCAACAGCAUCGCCACGCAGAAGAAGAAAGUUGGCGUGAUUCCGCCCAAGAAAUUCAUAUCAAGGUUAAGGAAAGAAAAUGAAUUGUUUGAUAAUUAUAUGCAGCAAGAUGCUCACGAGUUCCUGAACUACCUGCUGAACACCAUCGCCGACUUGCUGCAAGAGGAGAAGAAGCAGGAGAAGCAGAACGGCAAGUUGCAGAACGGCAGCGUAAGAAGCGAGGACCACCAGAAGCCCAGGCCGACCUGGGUCCACGAAAUAUUUCAAGGAACGCUAACGAACGAAACCCGGUGUCUCAACUGUGAGACCGUUAGCAGCAAAGAUGAAGACUUUUUGGAUCUUUCAGUUGACGUGGAACAAAACACUUCGAUAACUCAUUGUUUAAGAGGCUUCAGUAACACGGAGACACUGUGCAGUGAAUGCAAGUACUACUGCGAGCAAUGUCGCAGUAAGCAAGAAGCCCAAAAGAGAAUGAGGGUGAAGAAACUUCCAAUGAUACUCGCUCUGCACUUAAAAAGGUUCAAAUAUAUGGACCAGCUUCAUCGAUAUACAAAACUCUCCUACAGAGUGGUGUUUCCACUGGAGCUGAGGCUUUUUAACACAUCAGGGGAUGCCACCAAUCCAGACCGACUGUACGAUCUUGUAGCUGUGGUUGUUCACUGUGGCAGCGGCCCUAAUCGCGGACAUUAUAUCACCAUUGUAAAGAGCCAUGGGUUCUGGCUGCUCUUUGACGAUGAUAUCGUAGAGAAAAUAGACGCUCAAGCUAUUGAAGAAUUCUACGGAUUAACUUCAGACAUCUCGAAAAACUCUGAAUCAGGUUACAUUCUUUUCUACCAAUCAAGGGACUGAGAGGGAAAGAGAAGAUCGGAAUUACUUGUUAUCCUAAAGGAACCUGGUGCUUUGUAGCAACUCCCGCAGGGCGUAGGGCAGGAGUGUGGAGAACACUGAACACGGCGGACUUUAGCUUGUGAUGUGAAGGCUCGGGCUAUAAUCCACGCUGCCAGUGUGGGACAUGAGUUUGCCACGCUCCGUUCCGUCGCUUCCAAAAAAAAAAUCAUUGUGCGCUCCUUGAAAAUGGGAAACUCACUCACAAGUUGGUCCAGCUGCUUUUUUUUUUAUUUAAAAAAUGUUUUACUUUCAGCUGCUUACCUUGAUCUCGGAGCAGGAGACCGUUCAGCCUAUUCAUCCUGUUCCGUCAUCUUAUUAGAUCGUUGCAGGGUUUUUGAAUUCCAUUUCCCCACCUGUUUUCCAUACCCCUCAGUACUCAUAUCAGCAUUAGUUACAGAAAGCUUAAUUUUUUUUAAAAUUGAAAGAAAUACAAAAGUUUUCAAAACUGGUCGCUCAGUACAAUAACUUUGCUUUUUAUUUUUUUAUUAAAAAGAGGUGCUUGCAGACACGACUGUAAAUGUUCCCACCGAUGUGUUUUUUUUUUUAAAAAAAACGCAUUGAUUUCAGCGUUAAGGGUUUGACGUGACAAAAGCAUUGAUUGUUUUUAAAUGCAAACUCUAAAACGCUAAAGGUUUUGUUUUUUUUAACGAGAGAUUUUCUUGACUUGUUGAACGACGUGCUUUGUAAAAUAUUUUCUCUCUCUCUCGCGCUCCCAGAACAGUGGAGCUGAAUUACAUUAUGACUGCUCUUGGAAUGAUUUUGCUUAAGAGAGGGAAGUGUUGAAAGUAAAUCGGUUGAUCGGGUGAUCAGGGCUACUUUUUACAACUGGUGCUGCUGUGUCUGUUUGUUUACUUGCGAGAAGCCACACAAUUAUGUGUCUAUUGUAGGUUCUUGGGGGGGAAAAGAUAUUCCCAAGAUCCCAUGACUAUUUCUUUUGCAAAUGUAGCGGUUACAUUCAUAACCCCAUUUACUUUCCACUGCUUUCCUUGGUCUCGGAGCAGAAGGGCCAUUCAACCUAUUAAUAAUCCCGUUCUGUCAUCUUAUUAUAUCAUUGCAGACCUUUGAAUCCCAUUUCCCACUUGUUUUCCAUACAACUUAGAAUUCGUUGUUGCAUUGGUUACAGAAAGCUUCCCCUACUCACUGGCGUUUGAACAGCUCCGUUGUUCACCAGUGGUGGACCGAAUUCAGUGUUAAACGCGCCCGGACCCAACACUCCAGUUCCUGCAUUGGGAAGUUAAUUCAGGUCACCAGAGACGUGUCUUUUGUAUUUUGAGUUCAAACAUUUUUACAAACAAAUAAUAAGGUGUGUGAUUUGAAAGGUGUUUGCAAGAGACAUGACGCAGACUGAAAACCUCUUACAAAGUGCACUUUUGAUACAGACUUACAAGUAUCUGAACAGGCGUAAAUCAUGGCGUGUGGCUUGACAUAGUCUUGUAUUCCAAGGACUCUGAAUAAAAGUAACUUAUGGUCCAAAAAA
This is a messenger RNA of Callorhinchus milii (elephant shark), 2819 nucleotides long. Its product is annotated as ubiquitin carboxyl-terminal hydrolase 12. Gene Ontology annotation, cellular component: cytosol; nucleus. The transcript is spliced from 10 exons. NCBI's taxonomy places the organism in Eukaryota, Metazoa, Chordata, Chondrichthyes, Chimaeriformes, Callorhinchidae. The record is from RefSeq and is a predicted model, not a curated record. The coding region runs from base 164 to 1303 and encodes 379 amino acids. Gene Ontology annotation, molecular function: cysteine-type endopeptidase activity; cysteine-type deubiquitinase activity. Gene Ontology annotation, biological process: protein deubiquitination.